Molecule: messenger RNA, 925 nt
Organism: Trifolium pratense (red clover)
Lineage: Eukaryota; Viridiplantae; Streptophyta; Magnoliopsida; Fabales; Fabaceae
Product: remorin 1.4-like
Exons: 5
Coding region: 139-750 (203 amino acids)
Source: RefSeq, a predicted model, not a curated record
UUCACCAAAACACCUUGGCUUGUUUGCAAGCAACUACAACAACAAUAAUUUAAUCUCUAUUUAAGUGUGACACAGAAAUAUUAUUCCAAGUUUAAUAGAGAUUCAGCUUCCAUAACCUUAACUAUAGACAUAUACAUUAUGGAAGAGACAUUGAAGAAUGAACAAUCUAUUGACACCCCAAAUGCACCACCUGAUCAACCUCUAGAGCUUUCCUAUUUCGUCGAAGAAAAGAAACCGGAGAAUGAAGGUACUUCAAGCAGUAUUGUUAAACAAGAGCGCAUUGUGCGUGAUCAUGCUACUUCUCCACUCAAUCAAAUUCCUCCUGCUGCUGGAACGGAUACAAAGGACUCAGUUGACAGAGAUGCUGUGCUAGCAAGGGUUGAAUCACAGAAAAGAUUGGCUUUAAUUAAAGCAUGGGAAGAAAAUGAGAAGACAAAAGUAGAGAACAGAGCAUAUAAGAUGCAAUCUGCCGUUGAUUUGUGGGAGGAUAACAAGAAAUCAUCAAUUGAGGCAAAAUUCAAAGGAAUUGAGGUAAAAUUGGACAAAAAGAAGAGUGAAUAUAUUGAAGUAAUGCAAAACAAAAAAGCUGAAAUUCAUCUAUCAGCAGAAGAGAAAAAAGCAAUGAUUGAAGCUCAAAAAGGGGAAGAAAUUGUGAAGGUAGAAGAGACAGCUGCAAAAUUUCGUACUCGUGGUUAUGAGCCAAGAAGACUUCUUGGAUGUUUUGGUUUCGGUGUAAGGGCUUUCCGUUAAAAACACAUGCACAACAAAAAUACUCUCACUAGCUUACUUAAUCAAUUGUUAGUAUUUUUUGUUAGACAUUUAAUUUUAAAUUUUGCUUCUUGUAUUGUUUGUUUUCUAAUUUAGUUGUUGGUAAUAAAAGCUGAACAAUGAGAUUUGCAUUUCAAAAUAAAUCAAAUUAUGUCUA